GGCGCCUCUCGUUAUUCUCGUAGGUGGGAAAAGGAGAAAGAGGAGGAGAAGGAGCGCAGCGAGGCACUUGGGCGCAGGGUCGGGCGGAGAGGCGCCUCCUUCCUUCCUUCCUUCCUUCCUUCCUUCCUUCCUUCCCUCCACGAUGCGGGCUCCGCUGCGCUGCCUGGCCGCGGUGGGGCUGCUCCUGCUCCUGUCCUGCGGGCCAGGCACUAACUCCCAUCGUAAUCUGGAGAGUAAGCUCUUUGGUGGUCUCCCAUCACCAUCAAAUACAGAGCAUUCAAACUCUUUAGGAAAGGGAGUUUCCAGAGGAAAUAAACUGAAACUGAUGCUUCAAAGACCAGAAGCCCCUGCUGCAGUUAAGGCACAGGUUUCUGUCAAAGAAGAUAAGGCCAAGGAGUUUUUAAGAAGCCUAAAACGCCAGAAGCGCCAGCUGUGGGACAGAAGUCAGGCUGACGUUCAGCAGUGGUACCAACAGUUCCUCUACUUGGGCUUUGAUGAAGCUAAAUUUGAAGACGACGUCUCAUAUUGGUCUAACCUAGGUCGCAGUGGCCAUGAAUAUUAUGGUGGAUAUUACCACCAUCACUAUGAUGAAGAUGCACCUAUCGGUCCUCGAAAUCCCCACAGCUUCAGGCAUGGAGCAAGUGUCAACUAUGACGAUUAUUAAUCUUUUCUACUUUGUAUGAGGUGAAGAGGAAGAUAACACCUAGACACCUUUACUCUGCUCUUUGUUAUGUUAUGAAAAGUUUUUAUAUCCAAUGAGUAGCAUGGAAUGUACAAGUGUUAGAAUAAAAGCUUUCUGAUCAA
Molecule: messenger RNA, 804 nt
Organism: Anolis carolinensis (green anole)
Lineage: Eukaryota; Metazoa; Chordata; Lepidosauria; Squamata; Anolidae
Gene: ecrg4
Product: ECRG4 augurin precursor
Exons: 5
Coding region: 143-664 (173 amino acids)
Biological process (GO): regulation of cell population proliferation; G1 to G0 transition; central nervous system development
Source: RefSeq, a predicted model, not a curated record